GCCGCCGCGCUUCCCGGUGUCACCCGCAGAGGGCGCCGGCCGCCACGCCGCGCGCAGAGUCGCGAGGCCGGAAGAGCGCGGCGCCGCCCGACUCGCCGCAGCCGCCGCCAUGAAAGCCGUGGUGCAGCGCGUCACCCGGGCCAGCGUCACAGUUGGAGGAGAGCAAAUAAGUGCUAUUGGACGGGGCAUCUGUGUGUUGCUGGGUAUUUCUCUGGAAGAUACACAGAAGGAACUGGAACACAUGGUCAGAAAGAUUUUAAACCUGCGCGUGUUUGAGGAUGAAAGUGGGAAGCACUGGUCGAAGAGUGUGAUGGACAAACAGUAUGAGGUGCUGUGCAUCAGCCAGUUCACGCUCCAGUGUGUCCUCAAGGGGAACAAGCCUGACUUCCACCUGGCAAUGCCCACGGAGCAGGCGGAGAGUUUCUACAACAGCUUCCUGGAGCAGCUGCGGAAGACAUACAGGCCGGAGCUCAUCAAAGAUGGCAAGUUUGGUACCUACAUGCAAGUCCACAUUCAGAAUGAUGGACCUGUGACCAUAGAAUUGGAGUCCCCGGCUCCUGGCACUGCUACCUCUGACCCAAAGCAGUUGUCAAAGCUUGAAAAACAGCAGCAGAGGAAAGAAAAGACCAGAGCCAAGGGGCCUUCUGAAUCAAGCAAAGAAAGAAACGCCCCCCGAAAAGAAGACCGCAGUGCCAGCAGUGGGGCAGAGGGUGACGUGUCUUCUGAACGCGAGCCGUAGACUUAGGGAUGAAACUCAGUGCAUUAUCAUUGGGCGGAACUGGAUCCUGAAAAAUUCAUGAAAGAUGCUAAGUACCUACACUGCUUUAAGAAUUUGGAACUGAGUCAUGAAAAGGAAGACAGAAAUAAGAAAUUGGGAACCUGAGUAGCCCUGCAAAAACAAAAAAGAAUAAAACAAAACAACACCACCAAAGGAACAUUACCAUUUUCUGUUGUUGCUGUGGUCUAAUAGAGAAAGUGGGUGUUGGAGGUAUGGGGGAGUGUACCUCAUGCACAUGGCAGCAGGGCAUACACCCAUGCUUUCCCCAUGAAAAGACUCUGCUGGUUCCUAUGAUUUCUUGGCUCUCUUUUGAAACAGGCUGGCCCAACAUCACUUGACACUGAGUCCUCCUUUCACAUGUGUCCAUGAUGGGUCUCAACUGCAUCCAUGUUCUUCCCAGUACUGGCUUAGCCAGGCCCCAUGUUAAGGUGUAAAGAGAACAAACAUCAGUGAUAAUGUAUUGUGUAAGACCUUUGCAUCUUGUAAAUUUUGUCAUUUUUCUAAAAAGAAAUAAUAAAAUCCUAGACCUCAACAAACCACUUUAUUAUUAAACAGA
Messenger RNA from Nyctereutes procyonoides (raccoon dog), 1334 nucleotides. It is a transcript of the gene DTD1, whose product is annotated as D-aminoacyl-tRNA deacylase 1. The record is from RefSeq and is a predicted model, not a curated record. The coding region runs from base 110 to 739 and encodes 209 amino acids. Gene Ontology annotation, biological process: tRNA metabolic process. The transcript is spliced from 6 exons. Gene Ontology annotation, cellular component: cytoplasm. NCBI's taxonomy places the organism in Eukaryota, Metazoa, Chordata, Mammalia, Carnivora, Canidae. Gene Ontology annotation, molecular function: D-tyrosyl-tRNA(Tyr) deacylase activity.